Triticum aestivum (bread wheat) is the source of this 739-nucleotide messenger RNA. RefSeq lists its product as uncharacterized. NCBI's taxonomy places the organism in Eukaryota, Viridiplantae, Streptophyta, Magnoliopsida, Poales, Poaceae. The coding region runs from base 90 to 398 and encodes 102 amino acids. The record is from RefSeq and is a predicted model, not a curated record. The transcript is spliced from 2 exons.
GGAGCACUCCCCCCUUCUUCCCCAUUUCCACUUCCACACACCACUUCCCAAAUCCAGAGCCACCCUACCCAGCGAUUCCACCGACGGCGAUGUCCACAUCCGGUUCGUCCUCCGUUUCUGCCGACCGGGACAGCCUCCCCCCGAUCCCCUGCACGGACUGCGGGGGCCACAUCACCACCAUUGCCUCCCGCGGCGGCUCUCGUCCCGGGACCCAGAUCUACAAGAAACUCCGCCGCAGCGCUGUUCUUGGCUGGUUCUUCCGCUGGUCAGACGGGUACGCGCUGGCCGAUGUUGCAAGGAUGACCCUCCUCCUCGGCGUGACCAAUCUGCUCGUCAACCUGCUUGUUCUGGCUCUCGUGCUGCGGCUGUUCGCAAAGCGGAAUGCAUCUAUGGCGUAAUCUAAUCUAGAUGCUGGUGGAUGGCCGGCCGUAGUAUCAGUAGUAGUAGGUCUUGUUGUCACGGCGCCCUCUUUAAAAUUAGCGUGGUAGUAGUCCCGCCGUGUUAAAUUAGUGUGGCUGUAGCCCGCUAUGGGCUUUGAUUAGUGCAGUCCCUCUCUGUGUCAAAUUAGUGCGGUCUCUUCAGUGUCAGCAAGCUGUAGCUUUUGGGUUGACGAUGGAGUGUUUGUGCUUGCGGCUGUGCCACCAUUUGUCUGGUCUGGUCUGGUCAGCACGCUUGCAAAUUAUGGUCCACUAUGUAAUCCAUUAGCACUUGUAUCUAAUUAAUGGAUGUUGUUUGCCAA